AUGGCCAAGUUGCCGUCGCUGGCAGCUUACCCCCCGGCCGUAUGGCGUCACAAGCUCUCACCCGCAGAAUGGGCAUCAUUGCAAAAAGCCUGGGUGACAUUGCUACAAGCGAACACGAGCGCGCCGGCGUCGAAUCUGGCCAAGGCGCUGUCCGAGGAUGACUCGUCUCUCACGCGCUUUCUCACCUCGUUUGCGCACGAAGUAGCCUCGCCGGACGCGUCGCAUCCGCCGUCGCCAGCGCUGCUAAAAGCCGUCUUACAAUUAACAGCCGUGUCCACGUCCCUCAAACUGGUCUCUGACCUGGACAAGUUUGAGUAUCUCGCCAACCUGGCCAGAAUCUACCCCAAGAAGCUCGCUGCACCCGUGCUCGCGCAAGCUUUUACGUCGCCGCAUGCAGCCGCUGUCGAGUCGUCCCUCACGGCGCUGAAAAAGACCCUCAUCGCGCACCUCGAAGCCGGCAUCCGCGGCGACCUCGCGCUCGCCGAGGCGCGCCUCGCCCAGCUCAACACGCUGCUGCACGCCUCGGUGCACGCCUGCACGCUGUUCCUCGCCGGCGACGACUUCGUCGACGCCCUCAUCGCCGGCUACACGGUCACGAACCCGCCCCUGCGCCGGGCCCUCGUCGCGACGCUGUACCUGUGCCUCGUCGGCCUCGUCGAGGCCCGCCCCGUGUCGUGGUCUAUGCUGAGCGACGUGCUGUUCGCGCUGACCGCGGCGACGGACGCGCACCGGCGCGGGCCGCUCAACGCCAAGGACUCGCUGGUGCCGGCACUGGUCGCGUCCACGCCGCUGUGCAAGGUGCUCAGGGCGCGGGCGGCGCCAGACGGCACGGCGAUGCCCAACUUGGAGAAGCGCAUUGCGGCACUCGAGGCGAUGGGCAAGGGCGGUGCCGUUCUCCGGCCGAAGCGGAUGGUGCGGCGCAGGGUGGACAAGGGCAAGAGCAGGCAGACGGACGACGAUGCGGGUGCCGAGGUGCAUGUUUGUCGCAUGAACCAGCUUACGCAAGUGCAGGACUUGUUUCCUGAGCUUGGUGCUGGCUUUGUUGCCAAGUGUCUGGAUGAGUACAACGACGAUGUCGAGCAGGUGGUUGCCAAUCUUCUCAGUGAAUCAUUACCACCGUACCUUGCUACCGCUGACCGUAGCGAACUAUUGUACGUGUCAGAUAAAAUCAUACCGCCUGCUCUGCCAACUUACAUGUCUAGAUCCUCAUCCCACAAUCAACCACUGCCUGACAUGGCUCCUCGCUCCACACCACCAAAGGGCCGAACCCGUCGCAAUAUUUACGACGAUGAUGAGCUGGACCGUCUCGUCGUCAACACCGCCAAACUCUCCUUCGGCAAGCGGCCCGCGCGUACCGCGGACCAGCUGCUCGCAGACCGCUCCUCCGCGCCGGCUAAGGCCGCCAUCCUCUCGGCGCUCACCGCGUUUGACUCCGACGAUGACGAGCGCGAUGACACGUACGACGCCGACGACGUGGGCGGCACCGUCGACGCCUCGGCGGACCACGAGGCCGUCGCCUCGCACCACGCCCACGAGGAGGUGCUCUUCCGGGCCUUUCAGACGGACCCGCGCGUGUUUGACCGCGACGCCGCGACGCGCCGGUCCGCCGCGCGCGGCCAGCUGCGCACCGACACGGGGAACACCAUGGCCGACGAGGCGCUCGAGGGCUGGGCGCUCAUGGUCACCCGCAACCCGGGUCAGAUGCGUCGCCUCGAGGCCAAGUUUGCGUUUAGCGGCCAGCAGCAGGACCUCGGACGCACGGCGUGGCGUGACUCGGGCGCCGAGGACAGCGAUGCCGGUGGUGCGGGGGGGCGAGGCGGCAGAGGAACAGGCGGCAGGCGUGGCGGCAGAGGAGGAGGAGGAGGUGGAAGAGGUCGAGGCGGCGGGAACGUGGCGGGACCGAUCGGGGAAAAGGGCACGGCGAAUGCGCGAAAGAGCAAGGAAGCAAACAAGGGCUCGCGCGCGAACCAUAACCGCAAGGCUGGCCAUGCCAAGAAGAUAGCGCGCGGCGGCUUCGCUGGAUAA
This is a messenger RNA of Cordyceps militaris CM01, 2025 nucleotides long. Its product is annotated as CUE domain protein. The transcript has a single exon. The record is from RefSeq and is a predicted model, not a curated record. Lineage: Eukaryota; Fungi; Ascomycota; Sordariomycetes; Hypocreales; Cordycipitaceae. Gene Ontology annotation, molecular function: ubiquitin binding. Bases 1 to 2025 code for a protein of 674 amino acids.